Messenger RNA from Metarhizium brunneum ARSEF 3297, 2256 nucleotides. It is a transcript of the gene BNI4, whose product is annotated as Protein BNI4. Gene Ontology annotation, biological process: actin cytoskeleton organization. The record is from RefSeq and is a predicted model, not a curated record. Gene Ontology annotation, molecular function: actin binding. Lineage: Eukaryota; Fungi; Ascomycota; Sordariomycetes; Hypocreales; Clavicipitaceae.
AUGGCUGCAUUGGUGCAGACGUAUCCGCAGCAGACUUCUACAGCCACGAUGCUUCAAACUCGCCCUUCGUCAACAGGUGGCAUGAUAACGACUAAUCAGCCGCACGGUAACCAUCCAUAUAAUAUGGGUGGUUCACAGGCUCCAAGAUCUGCCUAUAGCUCUAACGGGUCUACUGGAUAUAGAAAUGGCUCUGUUUCUAGACAGCCUUUUGCAUUCUCUAGCACGCCAAACUUGGGUCAAACCUUGUCAUGGCAGCAAUAUGGCACAUACAGAACAACUCCUUCCGGCGCAGUCCCCUCAUCGCCGUCCCAUGAUUCUGGAGUCAACUAUCGCCCUGCUAUGCAAAGCAGCCCAUCCGCCAACUCCAUGGGUCAUUCGAACUCUUUUGGAUUAGGUUAUGGUGGCUCGCGAGAUGAUUCUGCUCUGACACCCGGCCGAGUCACGGCGCCUACAGCACGGCCGCAAUCGUAUUUCUCUGUUUCCACGCAGCCCUCCUUUUCGUCUUCUACCAAGCAGAGUGGUCCAGAUCGAUACAGACGAACAAGCACUGUUCAACCUUCUCAUCAUAGUCGCUCUCAAAGUACCACACUCUCACCCAGUCCAUCGAUGGUGUCUCCAGGUCAAGCGUAUCAAGCCAACAGGAGAUAUUCUGCGUCAAACAUGUCUGCCAAUCAAGGUUUGGUAUCUGUAUCUUCAAUCGAUGACCUACAGCAAUACAAAAAGUCUGGUCAGGAUGACGCUAUGAGAAUGCGUAGACGCAGUGUGCACACAAUCGACACACGAGAGUUCUCAAACACAAGGCCAAUCUCGCGUGAUAGUGCCGACGGAAAACAGGCUCGCCUCUUGCAGACCAACUCUCAUUCGCGCAAUGGAAGUUCGGAGAGUGUUGCCUCCACCCGCAGCAGCCAUUCCAGGCGGUCAUCUGCAACCAACCAUAAUGUGUCUACCCCCACCAGUAACCCCUCUUUAUCUGGAAGUGAUGAAACUGCCAAAAGUGAACAGCAGAAGAUGCUGAGUGUUCCUCCUCGAGGCUCCUCGUCUGAUGUUGUUAAGCGCACUCACAGCCCUUCGCCUCUAUCCAAGCCGGCGACGAUGGCAAAUGAGGCCACCGAAGACACCGGGUCGGCGUCUGGCGCCGCAACUAAUUUCGAGUCACCUGCCGCAAAACAACUGGCUGCACUUAACCAAAAAGGGGGCAAAACCAAAAGCAAAACUUCAAGAUUACGACGAGCUUUCUCAUUUGGCAGCGCCGCCGAGUUUCGAAAGGCUGCAGAAGAGGCGGAGAAGGCGGAACCAUCCAAGCUUCAUAAAGAACCAACAGCAGAGGAGGCAUACGAUGCCGAGCAGGCACGUAUUGCCCAGGCACAAGAGGCCGGUGGUAUUGGUAAUAGCAUUUAUGGUGGAAGAUUCUUUGGAUCUACGGAUAACCUCUCCAUCUCCUCCACUGCUUCAUCGGCGUCAAUUAUGAUUCGCAAAAUGGGCCGGGGGAUGAAGAAGAGCACCCGAUCCCUUGUUGGCCUCUUCAGACCAAAGUCAGUUAUUGGUGUUCCUGCCGCUGAACCGCUGGCACCGGAGGCCAGCCAGGCGACCGUUUCAAUGAUCACAGUGGAGGCCGAAGCUCAACGUGUGAACGUAACAGCAGAUCCUCAUGCUGCUAAUGGGGGUACUGGAUUCCCGCGCCUCGAGCGGAACUCAAUUGAUGCUGCUCACGUGCCCGAGAUUGGGGACGAAAGACUGGGUAGCUCCGCAGGGGAGCAGCGUAAGAGCAUUGUUGGUGGGGAUAAGGAACGCGCUGAAGUGCUCGCCGCUGUGAGAAAGGGUAUUUUGAAACGACCUGGAAGCCCUUCAGUGAGAGUCACAGACGGGUGUCCUUCCCCAGACCUAGUUCUCCCCAACAUCCCGGCCAUUGCUGACUCUCCCAUUUCGAGUGCGCCUAGCACACCCAAUGAUGAGACUCUGGGCCAUAAGAGGGCCGGUUCCAUCGCCAUUGGCAGCGAAGAUUACUUCAUGUCUGCUUUGCGCCUUCGCCAAGACAGCCAGUCGGGAACACCACCUGCCAAGCGAAAUGCCACAUUCUCGCCUCGUAUCAUCUUUUAUGACACGUGGCCCAGUCAGGAGUAUGAUCGCCGUGGAGAAAUCGCCACGUGCAAUCGGCUCACUCCUUUGCUUGCACAGCAGAUCAAGGAAGAACUCAACUCGUUUAAAAUGGAAAUGGAGGUACAUGAGAACUCCAAGAUCUACACCCACUUCUUCUGA